AUCUGGAGGAAAGCACCUGCUGAUGUCUGUCACUGCAGUUAUGAGUAACUCAAGAUCAGGACGAAAUCAGAAGCUGAGAGAGAGAGUGUGUGUGUGUGUGUGUGGUAAAGUGUGCUCUGUUGGUGCUCUAACCAGCUAAUUGCAUGAAGGACAGUUAAUCGAUUUAAUUAAGUAUUAUUCGGCCUAAUUACUGUUCACAUAAGCUCCGUUCCAAAUGAUACACUGUGUACUUGUGCACUACUCAACCCUGUAGUGUAUGUAUGAAUUAUAUAAGGUUAUUCUGUCAUUCAUAAUCGGAGUCUGAUAGCUCCUCCCCCUUCAUGACGUCAUUGUGUGCAUGAAGUGCAACAUUCCACACUCGGUCAUUAAAGUGCAUCAUCCACUCGCUCUGUUUAUACUACAAAACGUCAGGGAAAAGUGCAUAAGCGAGCGAUUUGGGAUGCGCCUAUACAUUCAGGUUCACGUUAACCGUAAGAUCAGUGCAGUCGGAUUGUGAGCUGACGGAUGGCGAUGGCGCGGUGUUCUGCCGCAGUGUCCGCUGGAUGGCGCCGCGGAAGAGCUCCGGUGUGAUCGCAGUCUUUAGCUGCUCGUCUGAUGAAGCAGCCGGAAGUGACGGGACACGUGUACUGUCCGUGAUGUCAGAGUUCGGAGAGUGACGCGACUGCGUGAUGACAGACAGCAGGAGCGCGAGACAGAUGCGAGAGGAAAUCAAUCAUCUGGCCGCUGCAGGAGGAGGAUGCUGAGGAUCCGAUGAUCCUCUCUCAGUAUCUGGAGCAUCACUCGUCUUCUUCUUCAUCCUCUUCAUCCUCUUCAUCAUGAACAGCGCUCGGAUGCUGAGCGUCGCGUCGGACUGAAGCAGCGUCAACACGAGCGCAUUAGCGGAGAUCUGUGAAACAGCAAAAUGGGAGAGCAGCCCAUCUUCAGCAGCAGAGCGCACGUCUUCCAGAUCGACCCCAGCACCAAGAAGAACUGGGUUCCCACCAGCAAACACGCCGUGACCGUGUCCUACUUCUACGACAGCACACGCACCGUCUACCGCAUCAUCAGCCUGGACGGGUCAAAGGCCAUCAUCAACAGCACCAUCACCCCCAACAUGACCUUCACCAAAACCUCACACAAGUUCGGUCAGUGGGCGGACAGUCGGGCCAACACCGUGUACGGCCUGGGCUUCUCCUCCGAGGCGCAUCUGAGCAAAUUUGCUGACAAGUUUGCAGAGUUCAAAGAAGCGGCGCGGUUAGCCAAAGAGAGAUCUCAGGAGAAGAUGGAGUUGACCAGCUCACCCUCACAGGAAUCAGCGACCGGUGAUCUUCAGUCUCCUGUGACUCCAGAGAACAUCAACGGGACGAACGAGAGAGUGACCCCUGACGCACCCUUCAACACCGAGAGCCGCGCCGAGAUCAACGCUGUACCCUUCCCUCACAGCUCGUCGUCCAUCACUAAACACUGGGAGGCCGAGCUGGCGGCUCUGAAGGGGAACAAUGCUAAGCUAACGGCGGCGCUGCUGGAGUCCACGGCUAACGUCAAGCAGUGGAAGCAGCAGCUAGCGGCGUAUCAGGACGAGGCCGAGCGACUGCACCGACGGGUGACGGAGCUGGAGUGUGUGAGCGGACAAACCGCCGGCGCCAAAACACAGAAAACAGAGCUGAACCAGACCAUCGAGGAGCUGGAGGCCGAGCUGAAGGCCAGAGAGGAGGAACUGGAGAAUCUCAAACAGGAAGUGGAGAAGGCCAGCCAGCUGCAAACACAGAAAGACUCUCUCGCUCAGAAACUACAGGAGACGGAGCGGAGGAACGUGGAGCUGGAGUCUCAGCUGCUGGAUCUGGAGCAGCGUCUGGAGAACAGUGAGCUGGAGAGCCACAGCUUCAGGAAGAGUCUGCGCUCGCUGCUCCAGCUGCUGGACGGAAAGAUCUUUGAGCUGAGCGAGCUACGAGACAGUCUGGCCAAACUGAUGGAGGAGGACAGCAGCUAGACACACACACACACACACACACACACACACGCGCACACACACACACACACACACACACUGAAAGAUCUUUGAGCUGAGCGAGCUGCGAGACAGUCUGGCCAAACUGAUGGAGGAGGACAGCAGCUAGACACACACACACACACACACACACGCACACACACACACACACACACACUCACACACACGCACACACACACACACACACACGCACACACACACACACACACCCACACACACACACACACACACACACUGAUCACUGAAGAUGCUACUCCUGUGUUUAUCAUCUGCUACUCUUCCACUGAAAUCUGAGCAAUAGGAGAGGAACGGACACUAUCAGGUAUUUUUGGUCUCACACACACUCGAGUCUGCAGGGGGUCUGGAAGCGUCUUUCCUAACACACACACACACACACACACACACACUCGAGGGGCUUCGGUGCGCUCGUGUCACGGGAUCAAGCUCGAUCAGUUUGUUCUUGGGGUUUUUUGUUUCCGCUCUUCAUGAAGAGCAGCGGUUUACUUCCUACUGUAUGAUUUCUGCUUAUUUAUUGUAAAAAUAUAUAAUAUUCUAUCUAUAUACUCUCAUCACAGUGGCUGCAUUACGUAGUAAGGUUUGUUAUCAUCUUUCUUGUUUUUUUUUAUAAUUUCCGAUGUGGAAAUAUGUGUUUUUUUAAUGUGAGAUAAACUGGCAAUAUUUUUGAUCUACUGAAGUAUUUAAAGAGAAACGAUGUGUCCAGAUUCAGAGUGUUCCUCUGCCUGACCGGUCCUCUCUCGUCCAGAUGAAGCUUCUCAAGAUCUUCAAGGGCUCGCAGCAGAUAGAUGUGCUCGUUUUUGACACACUGGACGGCUUUAUUAUUAUUAUUAUUAUUAUCAUCAUGUUUGAUUUAUGAGCUGAUGUGACACUGAGGCUCAGACACCUUUGAUUAAUAAUUGAGAAUAUUGAUUAAACCACACACUCCAACACAAUUGUAAUUUACUUUAUAGUAAAAUUAAAGAAGAAAAAUGCUCAA
Carassius gibelio (silver crucian carp) is the source of this 2981-nucleotide messenger RNA. RefSeq names its product homer protein homolog 1 (gene homer1). Bases 902 to 1969 code for a protein of 355 amino acids. Gene Ontology annotation, biological process: regulation of store-operated calcium entry; G protein-coupled glutamate receptor signaling pathway. The record is from RefSeq and is a predicted model, not a curated record. Lineage: Eukaryota; Metazoa; Chordata; Actinopteri; Cypriniformes; Cyprinidae. Gene Ontology annotation, molecular function: G protein-coupled glutamate receptor binding. The transcript has 9 exons. Gene Ontology annotation, cellular component: plasma membrane; dendrite; postsynaptic density.